CAUGUGACUUCUAAUAUAGGGAUAAAGAGGAUGGCAACUGCUCACCAGUGGCUUAAGAGCCACCAUAUGUCAAACACCCCCAGAAGGACCUCAUCCUUCAGGCUUUCCAAAACAUCCUGUACAGAUUUACAGGGGAAAAUCUGAGCUUGACAUUAAGAACAGCACUGCUACAUCAACAUGAGCUUCAGCACAGAAGAGAGAGGAAAACCUAACACACAGGACUAUAGAGUCUACUUCAAAAACUCAGAUGGGAAAUACAUAUCUCCAUUCCAUGACAUUUCCCUUUACGCAGAUGAGGCCAAGAAUAUCUUCCAUGCAGUUGUUGAGGUACCCAGAUGGACAAAUGCAAAGAUGGAGAUUGCGACCAGAGAACCACUGAACCCACUGAAGCAGGAUGUGAAGAAAGGAAAUCUGCGUUAUGUGUGUAAUAUAUUUCCACAUAAAGGCUACAUAUGGAACUAUGGAGCUCUCCCUCAGACAUGGGAGGAUCCAGGACACACAGAUGAAGACACAAAAUGCUCUGGAGACAAUGACCCCAUUGAUAUGUGUGACAUCGGUAACAAGGUCUGCUCACAUGGAGAAAUCAUCAGGGUGAAAGUGCUGGGAAUCCUGGCACUGAUAGAUGAAGGAGAAACAGACUGGAAAGUGAUCGUGAUUAAUGUUGAGGAUCAGGAAGCUGAUGACUUUAAUGAUAUUGAGGAUGUAAGGAGGCUUAAGCCGGGAUACCUGGAAGCCACGGUGGACUGGUUCAGAAUGUACAAACUACCAGAUGGGAAACCUGAGAACCAGUUUGCAUUCAAUGGUGAAUUCAAGAACAGGGACUUUGCCAUUAAGACCAUAAAAGAUACCCAUGAGUAUUGGAAGGCAUUGAUAUUGAGCAAGACUAAAGCAAAGGAACUUAACUGCCUGAACACAUGUGUCACAGACAGCCCAUAUGUCUGCUCUGGAGUGGAAGCCAAAGCCACUGUAGACUCAACAAGUGCAUAUGGUGCAUCAGAGCCUAUUCCUAGCUCAGCUGACAAAUGGUUCUAUUACAGCAAGUAAGCAACAAGACAACAGAUGACAGAUUACUAAAUAAGAGGAUGUACUUAGCUCACACAGAUAAUGUGAUAUAUAUGUAAGCCAAUAUGUAUUUGAGUUUUAAUGAUUAUUUCUAUAACAUUAGAACAUUUUUGUCUCUUUUGCUUGAGUGUUGUUCUUGGCAAUGUGUGUGCUCUAAAAUAAUACUGAGUAUCUUUGGACUUAAUACUUAUACUGAGUAUCUUUUGGAUCAGAAAAAUGUUGAAUAAAAGCUUUACUUUUAUGUUUGGAA
This is a messenger RNA of Pangasianodon hypophthalmus (striped catfish), 1312 nucleotides long. It is a transcript of the gene ppa1a, whose product is annotated as inorganic pyrophosphatase 1a. Gene Ontology annotation, molecular function: inorganic diphosphate phosphatase activity; magnesium ion binding. Bases 178 to 1044 code for a protein of 288 amino acids. NCBI's taxonomy places the organism in Eukaryota, Metazoa, Chordata, Actinopteri, Siluriformes, Pangasiidae. Gene Ontology annotation, biological process: phosphate-containing compound metabolic process. The transcript has 11 exons. Gene Ontology annotation, cellular component: cytoplasm. The record is from RefSeq and is a predicted model, not a curated record.